Molecule: messenger RNA, 1917 nt
Organism: Eurytemora carolleeae
Lineage: Eukaryota; Metazoa; Arthropoda; Copepoda; Calanoida; Temoridae
Gene: gny
Product: probable dolichyl pyrophosphate Man9GlcNAc2 alpha-1,3-glucosyltransferase
Exons: 15
Coding region: 13-1491 (492 amino acids)
Biological process (GO): protein N-linked glycosylation
Cellular component (GO): endoplasmic reticulum membrane
Molecular function (GO): dolichyl pyrophosphate Man9GlcNAc2 alpha-1,3-glucosyltransferase activity
Source: RefSeq, a predicted model, not a curated record
UGUACUUUUCAGAUGAUAUGUUUAGACUAUGUGAUUCUUUUCAGUUUCUCCUUGGUGUUGAGAUAUGGAGUAUCACUGUGGCCCUACUCAGGUAUGGGAGUUCCUCCGAUGCAUGGUGAUUAUGAGGCGCAACGGCAUUGGCAGGAGAUAACGGUCAAUCUGCCACUCUCCGACUGGUAUAAUCAAACAAAGGAUAAUGAUCUGAUGUACUGGGGCCUGGACUACCCUCCGCUCACCGCCUACCACAGCUACCUGGUUGGUAGGGCGGGGCAGUGGGUCAACUCCUCCUUCACAGAACUUCAGACUAGCCGGGGGAUAGAGUCUAUUCAACACAAACUAUUCAUGAGAACUAGUGUUAUAUUAGCAGAUCUGGCAGUUUUGUUUCCUGGUAUUUUUCUUUUGUCUGGUUCUCUAGUGUCCGGGACAGGAAUAUUGUUAGCACUUUACCCUGGUCUCAUACUGAUAGAUCAUGGACAUUUCCAAUACAAUAAUAUUUCUCUGGGGCUCUUCAUCAUUGCAACAUCCCUGGUGUCCAGGAACCGUGACGUGCUCGGAUCAAUUUUCUUCUGUCUUGCGUUGAAUUAUAAACAAAUGGAGCUUUACCACGCUCUUCCAUUCUUCUUCUUUCUUCUUGCUAAAUCUUGGAAUCAACUGACAUUCUGUAAAAAGAUAACCAAGGUAAUCUUGAUUGGUGUAACUGUAGUUCUUACUUUCUUAUUCAUCUGGUCACCUUUCCUUCAUAGAGGUCUACCAACUACCUUGCAGGUGUUAAAGAGGAUUUUUCCAGUGGAUCGAGGGAUCUUUGAGGAUAAGGUCGCAAACUUCUGGUGUAGUGUGGAUAUCCUGCUCAAGCUGAAGAAUAGGUUGGAUAUCUCUCAGCUUGGAGUCAUUUGUCUCAUCACAACAUUUAUUGCCAGUUUGCCGAGUAACCUUCAUCUUCUGUUUAAACCUUCAAACCGUUCAUUCCUCUUCGCUCUGCUCAACACGUCUCUAGUUUUCUUUCUUUUCUCUUUUCAUGUUCAUGAGAAAUCCAUCCUUCUUGUUGCUAUCCCGGCAAUACUGGCAGGAUCCAUUCUACCUCAGCAGUCCUUGUACUGUAGCAACCUUCUCCCAUGGUUCCUCUCCAUCUCAACCUUCUCCAUGCUCCCUCUCCUAUACAAGGAUGGGUUGCUCAUUCCUAGCUCUGCACUGUUCAUCAUGUACCUCGUGGUCCAUCAGAAUAUGCACUUUAUUCUACCAAGAAAACAGCCUAAACAGAGAAUAUCAUCUCCUCUUCCGGUUGAACCUGAAUCAGUUUGGGAGCGUUCACUGGCUUUAAUUCAAGUUCUCUCAAUUCUUGGUUGCAUCAUCCUUACUCUUCUCUUCGUGUUCUACCCUCCUCCAUCCAGGUAUCCCUACCUGUGGCCUGCUGUAAUAUCCCUGUACUUUGCAGUACACUAUAUAUUAUCUAAUCAUGUGUGUUCAGGUAUCCCUACCUGUGGCCUGCUGUAAUAUCCCUGUAUUCUACAGUACACUAUAUUUGAUCUAAUCAUGUAUGUUUAGGUAUCCCUACCUGUGGCCUGCUGUAAUAUCCCUGUACUUUGCAGUACACUAUAUAUUAUCUAAUCAUGUGUGUUCAGGUAUCCCUACCUGUGGACUGCAUUAAUAUCCCUGUAUUCUGCAGUACACUAUUUAUUAUCUUGUCAUGUAUGUUCAGGUAUCCCUACCUGUGGACUGCAUUAAUAUCCCUGUAUUCUGCAGUACACUAUAUAUUAUCUAAUCAUGUAUGUUUAGGUAUCCCUACCUGUGACCUGCUGUAAUAUCCCUGUACUUUGCAGUACACUAUAUAUUAUCUAAUCAUGUGUGUUCAGGUAUCCCUACCUGUGGCCUGCUGUAAUAUCCCUGUACUCUACAGUACACUAUAUAUCAUCUAAUCAU